Bathycoccus prasinos is the source of this 2313-nucleotide messenger RNA. RefSeq names its product ATP-dependent chaperone ClpB. Gene Ontology annotation, cellular component: cytoplasm. The transcript has a single exon. Bases 1 to 2313 code for a protein of 770 amino acids. Gene Ontology annotation, molecular function: ATP hydrolysis activity; ATP binding. Gene Ontology annotation, biological process: cellular response to heat. Lineage: Eukaryota; Viridiplantae; Chlorophyta; Mamiellophyceae; Mamiellales; Bathycoccaceae. The record is from RefSeq and is a predicted model, not a curated record.
AUGCAGCAACAACAGCAACAAAUGCAAGGUGGUGGGAUGCCUGGGCAAGAGGAAGAGUUAUCCGCGAUUGAACGAUUUUGUACGGACGUGACGGACGAAGCGAAGAAAGGGUUGUUGGACCCGUUGGUCGGGAGAGACGACGAGUUGAGAAGAGCUAUUCACGUCUUGUCCAGACGAACGAAGAAUAACCCGAUUUUGUUGGGCCAAUCUGGUGUUGGUAAGACGGCUAUUGUGGAAGGUUUGGCGCAGAGAAUCGCGACUGGUGACGUGCCUUUGUCGCUGAGAAACGCGAAGUUGUUGGAGUUGGAUUUAGGCGCGGUUGGCGCCGGCUGUCAAAUGCCGGGGGAGUUUGAAGAGAGAUUGUCUAUGGUCGUGCAAGAAGUUGUCGACGAAGCCGAGAAUCAGCCAGUGAUUGUAUUCAUCGACGAUAUUCACAACUUGAUUCCGCCGCCGCCGAAUGGGAACAACGGGUCGGCUAUUUUGAAACCGGCGUUGGGGAGAGGUUUGUUGAGGUGCAUCGGGUGCACGUCGGUGGAUAAGUUUAAGAAAUCCAUCGAAACUGACGCGGCUUUGGAACGUCGAUUUCAGCAAAUUCCAGUGGAAGAACCGGACGUUGAUUUCACCGUUUCUAUUUUGCGCGGGUUGAGACCGAGAUACGAACAGCACCACAACAUCGCCAUCUCGGAAGGCGCGUUGUUAUCGGCGGCGCAGUUAUCGGCCAGGUACGUCAGCGGACGUCAGUUACCAGAUAAGGCGAUCGAUUUGCUCGAUGAAGCCGCCGCGGCGGUUAGAAUGAACAAAUCGUCUAAACCGGAAGCGUUAGACGUGUGCGACCGAAAAAUAAAGCAGUUGCAAAAAGAACGCAAUCAGUUGUUGUUGAAGCAAAGAAGCGAAAACGCAAAGGCUGGUCAAAACAACAUCGCCGCGGCGGAAUUGCAAAAGCUCGCCGCGCAAUUGCACGACGAGAAGAAGAAACGAAAGGAGCUGCAAAAGAAAGUUACGAGUGAAAUGACGUGCAUGAACGCGUACAGACAAGCGCAAGCGCAGUUGGCGUACACGGUGAGAAAGAUUCAAAACGCCAACGCCAAAGUACAGUUGGCCUCGGCCGCGGACGCGCCAGACGAGUACAAAGCUCAACUCGCGAAUUGCAAGAGCGACCUCGCCAAAUUGGAAGCGGAAAAAGAGCGCGUGGAAGACGAGGUGAAGAAAGCGGAAGGCGAAGUGUUGUCCUUACAAGGUGGUGGGGUGAUGUUGAGAGAAGAGGUGACGGAUGCAGACGUCGCGACAGUCGUGUCCAGAUGGACCGGCGUACCGGUGGCGAAAUUGGUCUCUUCGGAGAAACAGAAAUUGUUGCAAUUGGAAUCGGAACUUCACGAAAGAGUCAUUGGUCAAGAAGAAGCGGUCACAUGCGUCGCCGAAGCCGUGCAACGCUCGCGCGCGGAUCUCGCCGAUCCGAAUGGGCCGGUCGCCUCGUUCAUGUUCCUCGGUCCAACUGGCGUCGGAAAGACAGAAUUGGCAAAGGCUUUAGCAUCGUAUCUCUUCAACUCGGACCAAGCGUUGGUGCGUUUGGACAUGUCCGAGUACAUGGAAAAACACUCCGUGGCUAGAUUGAUUGGCGCACCGCCAGGCUACAUCGGCUACGACGAAGGGGGGAUGCUCACCGACGCGGUUCGACAAAAGCCGUACUCGGUCGUCUUGUUCGAUGAGAUUGAAAAAGCGCACGUCGAUGUCUUUAACGUCUUGUUGCAGUUGUUGGAUGAAGGCCACGUGACGGAUACUCAAGGUAGAAACGUUUCGUUUAGAAACUGCUUGAUUAUCAUGACUUCGAACUUGGGUUCGGACGAAAUGAACUACCAAAACAAAAGAAGAGGAAGAGGUAACGUGAAAGACGCCGUCAUGCAACACGUCCGAUCGCACUUCAGACCAGAAUUUAUCAACAGAAUCGACGAGUUUAUUUGCUUUGAAUCGCUCAACCAUUCGCAAAUCGAAGAGAUUGUCCAAUUACAACUCAAGAACUUGUCCAACAGAGUCGAUGGCCAACGCAUGGCGAUUGAAUACGACAAAUCCGCGGUUGAAUAUUUGGCGAGAGAAGGCUACGAUCCGCAAUACGGCGCUCGUCCGGUCAAACGUGCCAUUCAAAAACAAUUGUUACAGAACUUGUCCACGGAAAUCUUGAAGGGCAAAUUCAACGAAGACGAUACGAUUUUAGUCACCGCGGAUAGACACGGCUUGUGCCUCGCCAACGGUCAAAAGAUUGUGCGAAAAAUCUACGACAUCACCGAAGCGAGCGACGACGACGAGGACGAGCUUUAG